AAAAGAUUGAUAGCGUUUGCGUUGUCGAGUCGAUUGUUACAAAAAUAAAAAUUGGAAAUCUACAACAAAAAUAAAAUUACCUAUUCUAAAGUUUAUUAUAUUGGUUGUUUCUUUAUUCGCUUAUUUUCUUUUCUGACUUCAUUUUUUUAGGCUGAUAGGAACGGUCUUAAUUACUUAAAAAUUAAUCGAUGUAUCAUUAUGCUGCCUAAUUAUUUCCGGAUAACGCGAAUUUACCGGCCUAAAAUUAGCAAUUUUCUAUUGUUUUAAGUUGAUGUUGGAAUAAAUAUAGUAAAUGUUAUGGCUCCACCUAACAACGAACGUCAGCCAGGUCAUACUGGAACUAUACCCAAAUCCAAAGUGAGAAACAAUUGUAAUGUUCCCCAGGAAGCUGUGACUCCAACUAGAAGAGACAUGACCAGUAAUCUGGUAACGACAUCUUUAGAUUGGGUUCCUGUAUCAGAAUACAAUACAAGAUCAAAUUAUAACCAAUCCAGAAAACCAUCAAACAACACAUCUGAUCCUGAACUGACUGAUUUAGAUAACUCUGUAUCAUUUGAGAGUGGAUUUGGAAGAUUUGUCCCUGUGAGGCCACAACCCCGUGUUCUGCCCCUGAAUGUACAGAACCGGGACAACAUAGGGUCUGAACAGCAUGAGGACAUCACUGGACCUAACAUCUCAACUCACACUUUACAUCCUUAUGCACAUCAAAUGCAAAAUGGAUUAAUCCCACACACUAAUCAUGCUGCUACUGCUGUCAUGAUUGUGAAUCCAACUACCCCUAAUGCAGUGACUGGGAAUAUGUCACAACCGUUUAAUGCUCCAAGUCAGAACAGAAACAAUUUAUCUAGAAAUAUAAAUUCUGCUCGCAAUAACUUUGAUAACAACAGCCAUUCAAGUAACAACAAUUCUGCACCCUCUGCAUCUAGUUCUAGGCCUGGGACAAAAUCUGUCAAUUUAAUAAACAACAUGUAUGACCAGGGACAAGGCAACUUCAAUAACCUCAACGAAAACAACCAUGUUCAUAGGGAGUCUGCGCGAGCACUAGGUGAAGCGAUAGUGGCCGCUUGUCCUGACGCCGCGGCGGUUGAGCGACGGCUCGGACAGAUCAGAGAAUACAUUCGAGUGACGUCAUCCCUUGUAGAUACCAUGCGUAACUCUGAAGACGAAGCAUUUAUUGAGCACACAAAGGAAGAAUAUGAUGAACUUGUACAAAUGGUCAUGACGUUGAAGGAAAGUGAAAGUAAAUUACAAAGUAUUUUGCUAGAAAAUAAGCCCGAUAAUGUAGAAGUCCCUGCCGAUGAAACAACAGCUGAAUGUGGUUUGCUUGUUGAUUCAGUAAGUGAACACUCUGAAAGUACUUCAGUCCAAAUUCCAAAUAAUCCUUGUAUUGUUAUAACUACCAAUGAUAACAAUACAAGCAACAGUCUCAAAAAAGUAACCAAUAUAGAAAACGAACAGAUCAAUAAGACAAUGCAGAAUAUUAAAAAUAUUGACAGUGAAGACAAUACAACUGAAGCAGGUCAUGUUGUUGAAACGCCUUCAGAAGAUAUGGUUAAACAACCCGACAUUUUAAAACACUUUGUAAAUACUGAAGGGGAGUCUGAGAACAAAGUUGUAAUAGAAGAAAUAGAGACUCUUCCGGCUCCUGAAGCAGAAGUUAAAAAAGACGAUCAACAUCUGAACGAGGAGUUAAGAAAAAAUAUACUAUCUUGUGUCGAAAAGGUAGCAAUGAUUGAGGAAAUGAAAAGUGGAAAAUCGAAAGAUUUUAAUAAUAACAACGACGACAAGGACCUUGUGACUAGACCAGUGUCGGUGCAAAGCAAUGGGUCUAUGUACAGUGAAAAUGAAUUGUGGCAAAAUGAAAUUAAAAAUAAAAUGGAGUUAUCGCAGAUGCGAUUGGCUGCUCUGAAACAACAGCAGAAAAGGCUUCUCAAAUAUCAGGAGGAAGCUAAACAGCAGUUGGAGGAAAUUAAUAGAGAAAGACAACAAGACAUACAACCGUCGACUUCACAUGAUAACUUUAGUGGAAUGCAGAACCAAUCGUUCGGCGGUAAUUACCAACACUCUAAACUGUACGCGGCCAACCAAAUAGGCGUGGCGACGACUCUUCCCCACUCCGCAGACCUCACAUCUCAGUUGCACGCGCAGAUCUCAAACAAUAUGGAGGACCAUGGACAUUCGGCGCAGUCCAACCAUAGCCACGACGAACGAUACUCACAACGCGAUACGAAUGUUGGCAGUGGCGAAGAGGCCGGUGGUGGCGGGCGAGACAGUGAGCCCGAGGACGACGAGGGGCUGCUCAACGAGCGAAGCCGCGUGCUGCAGAUGAAACUGCAGGACUUGCAGAUGAAGAAACAACACAUGGAGAAUUUGGUAUCGGAAUUUCAGAAAUUACAAAUGGCUACCCGUUUGGCCAGUUCCCACAAUACAUACUCAAGUUCGGGAGAAGACAGCGCAGAAGACGAACCAUCACGUAAAUGCAACAAGGUUGGUGGGAGUGUCAAAAACGAAGAUCCAUUCAAACUGAUGGAAAUAAAAGCUAUUAAAACUGCUUUGCAAAAGACUAAAGAUCUUAUGCGAUCUGUAGAGAAUUACGAGGCUGACCAUUUAAGCAAUAAUGACGAUUCUUAUCAGAUUCCUGGUCAUUCCAACAUUCACGAUAAUAAAUCAGAGGGCGGCGGCAGUAUGGGAGGUUGGUCUAACGAUGGCAGUAUGUGUCGUGUGCGCAACUCUCUCCCGCAACGACACAAGUUCACCAACGAACAGCAUUCGCAACAACAACAACUACAAAAUCAUCAGCUCCAACAACAACUGCAACAGACUCAACAGCUGCAGCAACAAAUGCAGCAAAGCCAACAACAACAUCAGCAACAACAACAGAGUCACGAAGCAAACUUAGCAUCGCUGCAAGAACUCGCUCAGGAACUACGUAUGGAAACUGAGAAAAUUAUGGGAGAGCGUGCGCGAAUCAAGGACAUGAUAUCUAAUAAAGUACAAAGCAAGCAAAAAUGUGUGAAUUCGCUCGCCAGCGGCCCCGCCGAGCGCAGACAGCAGCAGCUGCGGGCGCUGCUCGCCGACAAGCAGCGAGAACUCGAGGCGCUGCUCAACAAACAGAAAGUGCUGAGCUCUGUGUCUGAAAACCAGCCAAUGAAAGCGGAUUCUAGGACUGCUUCUGUAGUUAACCAGUCCUAUAACAGUGAACAAGAAGAUCCUGAUUCACGCUCUGAACAAAUAUUAAUGGAUUCGGAACAUUCUAGAGAAAAUGAAAACUUUAGAGCGGGAUCGGCAGCGGGCGGCGACAGCCUGCUGGGCGCGCGCCUGGGCAGCACGUACAGCGACAGCGAUAGUGCAUCUAGAAACAAAUCCAAUCAGAGAAAUCGAGCUAGACGGAGGCAGGCGCUUGAUAGACAGACUGAGGAAAACAAUGUCUCGCAGUCUAACAAUGUGAACCAAGCUCGACACGAACCAAGAGCGGAACCCUCUAACGUCAAUAUGGUGCCGCCUAUAACACAAAAUCCGGAUAGCACAGCAAACAUGGCAUACCCGCAUCUGCCCCCUCCUUGUUGGAACACGACUAAGUCUAAUCAGGACAUGCGCAAUCAGUUCACACAGAACAGCCAUUCGCAGACUAUGGACCGUUUGCUGGGGACACCACAUAUGUCCUUCCCGCCGUCUGUGCCAUUCAACAUGAUGAUGCCCUAUGGCGUGGUGGGCGGCUGCAGCUGCGGCUGCGGGUUCUGGGGCGCGUGGUGCUGGCAGCAGCUCGCGCUGCAGCAGCGGGAGAUGCUGCAGCUCAGGGACCAGCUCACACAUCUGGAAGAGCGCUGGCGUGCUGAGACAGCCUCGCACACCCUCAAUAACCAAGUGCCGCCCGGCAAUCGCGCCAAUAACUAUUGGGAUAACUUUAGAAGCUAUUCGCGUCAAAAUCUUCUGUCGGCUAACAGCAAGACAAACGCGGACGGGCACUUGGCAGUGGGCCCGGCGCACAACCCGCAGCCGCUGGUGGAGCGCUCGCACAACAGCCUGCGGCCGGCGUCCCCGGGCGCCGCGCCCAAGCGGAACGCCGACGCCGCGCCCGCGCCGCCCGACGAGCCCUCCGCGCGGCACCCGCGCAGGAACGUCGCGUACGAGCGAUCUCUGUCGUUCUCAUCCGCGCCCGACGUCUUGAACGUCAAUCAGAACCUGGACACGGAGAGCGGCAACGCGACACAUUCUAGAAACACCGAUGACAACGCUCCCGUGGUGUCCAAUGUUAACAUCAAUCGUCAGGAACCCGCUUCUAACCCGUUCAGAAAUUUAAAUAUUACCAGCCCGAUACCUGAAAUCGUCCAAUCGCAUUCCAACAAUCUAAACACGAGCGCCAGUAAAAGAAAGUCAUCUUCUAAACUACCGGCGAAAAACUCCACUAACAGGAGGAAUUUUACUUUGGACUAUUCCCAGACUAGCAACGUUAACAUCGCGAGCACAUCCGAAACGCCUAAUCCAAAUUUAGCAUCGACAAGUCGUGAAGUACACGACAAAGCAACCUCGAAACUGUUCGAUUUGCUUAGAGAAAAUGUUUAUUCAGAAGUGACGGCCCUGAUCGGCGUAAACGAGUCGCAUCCCGAUUUUCUUAUACAAUUAUUUAGAGAACUUCAACUUAUUAGUUCCGAUCCUCUAAGACAAAGGGUUUUACAAUCAAUCCGCAAUGUACUAUCGCAUUACGAUACUAUUAUUGAAGGCCAAAGCAAUGAAAAUACACUAGAAGAAAGUAGACCAGAAGAUGUGACGACAACUUCAGAGACUAAUAACUAUCACGAUUGCAAUGCAACUACCCAAAAUGCUUGUACUAGUACCAUACAGGUCGACAAUAAGAUUGUACGAUUUUUGCUGCUGAAAAGUGAAGAGAUAUGCACCACCGAACUCCUGGAAGCAUUGGCUACUCAAAUUCUGUCUUCCGAGGGCCGAUACACCCAACAGUCUAAAAAGAAACUUAUCGACUAUCUGUCCAAAUACGAAGGUUUGCGAGUAUGUGAUAUAUCGAGCGAUAUCAUUGAAAACUUGCCACUUUUGUUAUCUGGAAGCAAUGACUGCGACGAAUCACAGCAGUCAUCGGGCCGUUCCGAGCCGUCAAUACUGCAGGAUGUCGCCGGCUCGCUCAACCUGUUCAGCUCCAGCGACCCCCAGUUGCAUCAAAUGAACGCUUGUCCUUACGACAUGUGGCCGGGGCACGUUCAUAUGGAUAUCGACGGCCACGAGUUGAACGAUAACAGCCCGCGUUCGAGUCAAGAAGGAAAAAUCGAUUUGUUGAAUUGUUCAGAGAUGCAGAACGGUGAUUUAGCUGAAGCGGACCAGACCCACGAGGCCAGCGAGGCGGGCGACGGGGACGUGGCGGACGCGCUGCCCGACGUCGUGGACACCGACGAGGUCACGCCCACUGAGGCGGAAGCGGAGUGGCUCGGGCUUGACCGUGUGCCAACGAGACUGCACAUGGAAGAAUCAUCUGAAAAGCAAAAAGAUUAAAACGCAAGAAAGUUGACAAAAGCUAAAACAUUCAUCAAUAUUUCAAUUGUAUCCUAUUAUCUUUAGUGAAUAGUGACUGCUGUAUCUUAAUAUACCUAAUACAUUUUCAUAUAAUAAUUAUAUGUA
Molecule: messenger RNA, 5628 nt
Organism: Amyelois transitella
Lineage: Eukaryota; Metazoa; Arthropoda; Insecta; Lepidoptera; Pyralidae
Product: pericentriolar material 1 protein
Exons: 29
Coding region: 298-5502 (1734 amino acids)
Biological process (GO): protein localization to centrosome; intraciliary transport involved in cilium assembly; microtubule anchoring at centrosome
Cellular component (GO): centrosome; centriole; centriolar satellite
Source: RefSeq, a predicted model, not a curated record